AUGGAUUUCUUCUUUUCAAGUUUGAAAGAAGAACAUGUACACUUCGUCAGCGGCCAUGACGGUUCCGACCCUUUUGAUGUUAUGUUGACGGUUUUUUCUGCCCCUUUGGCUGUCUUCUUGUGUAGAUGUUUGCUGCCUUCUGAGUGUACAACAGGACCGAGACAUCUCCUCAAUGGAAAAUAUGCAUUUUUAAACUUUUUUGUGGAGUAUCUCAUUCUCGUUGCCACAGUCCUCCUGUCUAUCACAUAUUUUUCUGAUAUGAAUUUAAAUUUUUACCUCAUUAUAUCUUGUGUUGGUAUUCCAUGGGCCCUGCUCAGUAAGUUAUUAUCACCAAAACACUUGAAAGUUGAGAGAAUUGGUGAUGAUGAGGAUAGUCAUUACAGGGAUGGUCAUGCUAGAACAACUAAUAAUGAAUCAAACAGACCAAAUAAUGUUGAAAAACCAUCCUACAUAUCUGUACAUAGAUCAUAUGUCAAUAUUGCUACUGCCAUCUGCAUUUUAGCUGUUGAUUUUAAAGUGUUUCCUCGUCGAUUUUGUAAAACAGAAACGUACGGUUGCAGUUUAAUGGAUGUAGGGGUUGGUUCUUUCAUAGUUUCCAAUGCAAUUGUUUCUAGAGAAGCCAGAGGUGUUACUAAAAGAUUAGGUCUCAGACGUUUAUUAAAGACUGUACUCUCAACGUGGCCAUUGAUUCUAUUAGGAAUGGGGAGGCUUCUAACUUUAAAAUCUAUCAACUAUCAUGAAGUUGUUUCUGAAUAUGGAGUCCACUGGAAUUUUUUCUUCACUCUUGCCUUUGUUAAGAUUACAUACAAUGUUCAGCUCUUGAGUUUCUUCAUGCUGGCUGAUGUAUUGUCAUACUAUCUUGAUCUUUACAGGAAUGUAACAAAUGAAUGGCCAAGAGAGCCGAGGUUAUUGGCUGCUAUCAAUGGCAAUGGUUUAUUUUUCUUCCUACUGUCCAAUUUGUUAACGGGGUUGAUAAAUAUGUCCUAUGACGUCAUACACGCCAGUGAUCUAGUUGGAAUGUUGAUUCUAUUCAUCUACACGUAUGUCCUGUCCAUGGUUGCUUAUUCAAUGCAUUCCCACCAUGUUAAGAUCAAAUUUUGGUGA
This is a messenger RNA of Helobdella robusta, 1104 nucleotides long. RefSeq lists its product as hypothetical. The coding region runs from base 1 to 1104 and encodes 367 amino acids. The record is from RefSeq and is a predicted model, not a curated record. Gene Ontology annotation, biological process: GPI anchor biosynthetic process; protein localization to plasma membrane. The transcript is spliced from 5 exons. Gene Ontology annotation, cellular component: membrane; endoplasmic reticulum. Gene Ontology annotation, molecular function: glucosaminyl-phosphatidylinositol O-acyltransferase activity. NCBI's taxonomy places the organism in Eukaryota, Metazoa, Annelida, Clitellata, Rhynchobdellida, Glossiphoniidae.